This is a messenger RNA of Symbiodinium sp. CCMP2592, 2877 nucleotides long. The record is from the annotation of a GenBank genome assembly. NCBI's taxonomy places the organism in Eukaryota, Dinophyceae, Suessiales, Symbiodiniaceae.
AUGUUCCGCAAAUUCGACAAAUGGACAGCUGCUUGCCUCUGGGCAAGCGUUGCGCUCUACCUCGCCUUCGCAGGCACCGCAGUACACGUGGCCUUGACUUGGGAACCAGGGCCGAUCAGUUUCCUUCUUAUGUUGGGGAGCUUGGGUGAGGGUUUCCAUGCUUUCCUUCAGAGUGCAGUCGUCGUGUGCCGGGGCCGUUCCCCUGGUCGCCGACGGCAUCGUAUCAAACCCGCCUCCUUUCGCUUAGCCGGGGCACAGUGCAAGUGGAAGAGGCGACAGUUGCGAAGAUUGAUCAGGCCCUGGGGCCCAGGUGUUCCGAUCCCCAGGCCCUCGUUGGAUGCAGUUCUUCAAAGGCACAUCAACACGCUGUGUGCUUUUGCCGCCCAGUGGAAGGCGGGUCGCAGAUUCAAGUGGAAUCGGCACCGUUGCAGGCGCCGCUGGAGAAAACGUCCAAAGCUUCUCUGGUUGGUAUCACAGCCAGCCAUAAGGAGACGCCAGCCUCAGGACACACUCGACCGUGAAUUUGAUCGUGAUCAUCAAGGUGGGACCGCAGGCUCAUGUUGUAGGAAUCACGAUCUUUGUUGUGCUGAGCGGGACCGGACCCAAGCACCGAGAACAGUUACGAAGAGCCCUGGAGGCAACAAGAUUGGUUUGCAAAAUGUUCAGAAAAGAAGAAUCAAGAGCCAGGGAGCCGACGAAGAGGCCAAAGGCCCCGAUGGUAGCGCGCAGUGCCAUGGGCCCCUUGGGCCUCCCCUGAUCCCUGCCUCCUCUCCGUGCCGUUGCCAUGGUGAUGAGGCGCCAGUCUCCGCUGCGGAGGUCGAUGGCAAACCUCAGGAUUGCCGGUGCUCACUGCCUUUGCUUCGGGGUGGCAAGGGCAAGCAAAAGCAACAGGGGCAAGAACAUAAGGAUCUGAUUGCACAGUUGGCCGUCUUGUUGGCCAACAAUCCAGGCAAUUUGCUUCAGGAACUCAAGAGCUUGGUGCAGAAAGCCACCAAGCAGCCCAGUGAUGCUGUCACCAAGGCACCGUGGCGCCGACAGCGUUUCAGCAAUCGCGAAGCUUAUCGUACCGAGGACUGGAAUCCCAAAGAGUCUUGGGCCCAGGCCUCCACGAAUGCAGGCCGCGCCAACUCUCGCUGGGGACGCUGGUCUGAAUGGUCCACUGUUCAGUGGCAGAUUCGCAAGGAAGAUUGGGAGGCGGGGCAAGACCCGCUGUACUUUGCCUCGUCGCCUGACGAGCUCGCGAGGCAGCUUGAUGAUCAGGACGACGGUGCCUGGUUGGUCCAGGUUCCAUCUGUCGAUCAGGCCGUGGAUGUCAUGCACCUUAUAGGCGGCAGUCUUCAGGGUCGCGUCACGGUCGUCUUGACCGAUGCACAGUGUAUGACCGUCGCGGAUUUCCCACAGCAACUGCAGGAUUUUGCCCCGGGUGCCACCCGGACUAAGGUUUCAGGAAAGCUGGGUACACAGAUUCAGUGCAGGACUUGUUGGGUCUUGACGCUCGGUGAGAAUCCUCCCAGCCUUAGGGCCAAGAAAGCAACACCCUUCAAAGUCCCGGCCCGAGCCAAUGACCAUUCACAUGUCCUCAGGGUCUCGUUUCAGUGGCGUUUUGCACCAAAGGCUUGGGAGCAAGUGCGCAAGAGGCCGGGCGACAUGUUUCGCAAGUGGCUGGGAGCCGUCGCUCCGGGCGCUUUGGAGGAGAUGAAGAUCGCCUACCCCACGCUGCUGUUCGACCGCAACAUCAUCGAUGGCCGCGGCAUGAUGUGCUCCUUCCUCACCCUGGCCAUCGGCAACAACCAGGGUCGCGAGCUGAGUCGGUAUGGGCGAUGUCGAGUACGGCAAGAUCUACGACUUCUACCUGCCCCCGUCCUGCGCCUGUAUGACGGGCCCGCCGUGAACGUGGAGGACAUGUGGCGCAUCCUUGGCAAGGGCACCAGCAACGGUGGUCUCGUGGUGGGCACCAUCAUCAAGCCCAAGCUCGGCCUGCAGCCCAAGCCCUUCGGCGAGGCCUGCUACGCAUUCUGGCAGGGCGGUGACUUCAUCAAGAACGAUGAGCCGCAGCGCAACCAGGUGUUCUGCCAGAUGAGACCGGUGUUGGGCAAGCUGUUCUCGGCCAACAUCACAGCGGACGAUCCAAACGAGAUGAUCGCCCGCGGCAAGUACUGCCUGUCCCAGUUCGGACCUUUGUCCGAGAACUGCGCAUUCUUGGUGGAUGGAUACGUCGCAGGAGGCACCGCCGUGACCUGCGCACGCCGCAACUUCCCCAAGCAGUUCUUGCACUACCACCGAGCCGGACACGGAUCCGUGACCAGCCCCCAGACCCAGCGCGGCUACACCGCCUUCGUGCACACGAAGAUCUCCCGAGUUAUCGGUGCGUCCGGCAUCCACACCGGCACCAUGAGCUUCGGCAAGAUGGAGGGCGAUGCUUCUGACAAGAACAUCGCCUUCAUGCUCCAGGACGAUGAGGCCGAUGGCCCCUACUAUCGCCAGGAGUGGGAGGGCAUGAAGCAGACCACUCCCAUCAUUUCCGGCGGCAUGAAUGCCCUGCGCCUGCCAGCGUUCUUCGAGAACUUGGGCCACUCCAACGUGAUCCUCACUGCCGGCGGUGGCUCCUUCGGCCACAAGGAUGGACCCAAGCCUGGUGCCAUCUCCUGCCGACAGGGCGAGGAGGCCUGGAAGGCCUGGAAGGCCGGACAGUACGGCAACAUCAGCCUGAGCGAUGGCGUCAUCGAGUUCGCCAAGACGCACGAGGAGAUCAAGGGUGCCUUCCUCACCUUCCAGAAGGACGCCGACCAGAUCUACCCUGGCUGGAAGGAGAAGCUCGGUUACACCGGCGAGUCCUCCGUGCAGGCGGCCAGCUUCGACUGGGCCAAGAAGGCCUAA